Molecule: messenger RNA, 1642 nt
Organism: Plodia interpunctella (Indianmeal moth)
Lineage: Eukaryota; Metazoa; Arthropoda; Insecta; Lepidoptera; Pyralidae
Product: proton-transporting V-type ATPase complex assembly regulator TMEM9-like
Exons: 6
Coding region: 348-785 (145 amino acids)
Cellular component (GO): lysosomal membrane
Source: RefSeq, a predicted model, not a curated record
UAGUGGUACACCACCCACCACUACAAGACCAUUUCAAUCAAUAGAAAUAAUUCUUAAUUUUUUAAACAAUUGCUAGUGUAGUUGAAUAAAUCAACAUUAUCAAUACUAUUGAUAUAUUUUUUAAACCUGUUAAAAAAAUAUAACAAUGUUAUUUAAAAAAAAAUACUUGAAUCUAAAGUAUAUUUUAACUUAUUCUGUCAAGUAAUUUCAAAUUUUACAAAGUGCGAUAGUGAUAAUAUACUUUAGCUUAAAGUGUACUUUAAUAACGAUAGCUUAUAUCUUAACUUCGUAUAUUAUGGAUUAACCUAACUUGAUCAUUAUGCUCCUCAAUUCCCCACGCUAACUCUAUGACACUUUGCACCGGGCCAGUCUUGAGCCAAUCAUACGAAGACAAGAGAUGUUUGUGUGUUUGCUCGAAUCCGGCAUUCGUUCUGAAUGAUACACAGAGCACUAACCGACAGCUUUACAUUGCUAAUGUACCACCAGACAAAUGCAACUGUGAGAUGGUUGUCCUGCCUCAUGUUGGGAUUAGCAUAAAAGGCAGAGGACAGGCUCUGUGUCCACAAUGUGAAUGCAAGUAUGAGAUGAGGAACACGAGGGUCAUUAUGAUAGUGGUGAUCCUAGUGCUGUGGCUCUUGAUGCUGCUAUCCAUCUACAUGGCAUUCAUAAUGUGUCUCGACCCGUUGAUGAAGAAGAAGAAACCGUCCCCCAGACGGUACAGGGAAGACGGCACGGAGGAGGCUUGCAGUCUUCUCGCCCAAGAAGACAUUGAAAAUUUAACAUAAGAAGACAACUUCCACAUAAUCAUAUGGAAGUGAUUUUAAAUCAUUAAAUUUUUAUCUUGUGUGAUUGACUAAUUUCCAAGUCUGCGAGGACACAUGUAAUGGAAACAUAAUAAUGCAGUAACAUGUACAAAUAGAAAUGUCAUAGUUAAAUUAUACGAAUGUAUAAAAUAUAUUUAAUAAUGUAUGAAAAUUCGUAUUAUGAAGAUUUGUAUGGUAACAUUACAUAUAAACAAAAAUGAAAUUGUAUUUUCAAUCUAAACAGGUACAGUUAAUAGUACAACAACCUAACCAAAUUGAAAACUUGCCGGUUGUACCGCGUCCUAGUUGAUCAUGCAGGGUGACUUGAUGUGCUGUUGACUGUACAGGUGUUUAUGCUAAUUUCAGCCUGUGUCCGUGAUAUAGCAGGCAAUUUUAGGAGUGCCUUCUGCACUGGUGCAGCCAGGUCUUGAGUAAACCGGCAAAUUACUUACGGAAUUUAGUACAGCGAUGCCGCUGUCACCUGGUCGUGAUAGAAGUGGCAAAUCCAAGGAUGCGCUUCUUAAAGUUUUCAUAUAUGAUGGUAAUGUAAAGAUAAUUGAGAAUGGUGUGGAGAUGGAAAGCGGGAAUGUGGUCCCUGGGUUCAGUAGCUCCGUGGCUGAUAUCGCAAACGCGUUCAGAUGAGAGGGGAUUGUCAUUCGUAUAAAAUAUGUUGUGUUUGUUCUUCCAAUUAAGUUAUAUUUUUAUUAGAAAAAAAAAAUCCUGAAAAUUAUGUAUUAACGUGGUAAGACUAAAGUUGUGAUCUGAAAUUUUAUGAUUUAGUUGUUGUUAUACAUACUUGUAAGAAAAUCAAUACCAAAAUUAAAUAAGGAUCAAAAAUG